This is a messenger RNA of Aaosphaeria arxii CBS 175.79, 1972 nucleotides long. Its product is annotated as T-complex protein 1 subunit alpha. Lineage: Eukaryota; Fungi; Ascomycota; Dothideomycetes; Pleosporales. The record is from RefSeq and is a predicted model, not a curated record. Gene Ontology annotation, molecular function: ATP-dependent protein folding chaperone; ATP hydrolysis activity; ATP binding. The transcript is spliced from 3 exons. Gene Ontology annotation, cellular component: chaperonin-containing T-complex. Bases 63 to 1775 code for a protein of 570 amino acids. Gene Ontology annotation, biological process: protein folding.
CCAUAAGGCAGCACGAGGGGGAAUCUAUCACCAAGUAGCUACCACCACACACAACAUAAACCAUGGCUGGAAUAUUUGAACAACCGCGGAACGCCGGAACUCUGUUCCUCGGUGGGCAGAAAAUCAGUGGCCAGGAUGUCCGCGACCAGAACGUCCUCGCAACGCAAGCGAUCGCCAAUGUCGUCAAGUCGUCGUUCGGACCCUCUGGCCUCGACAAGAUGAUGGUCGACGACAUCGGAGACGUCACCGUGACCAACGACGGCGCCACCAUCCUCACCCUCCUCGACAUCGAGCACCCCGCAGGCAAGAUUCUCGUCGACCUCGCCCAGCAGCAGGACAAGGAGGUCGGCGACGGCACCACAUCCGUCGUGAUAAUAGCAGCCGAGCUCUUGAGGCGGGCGAACGACCUCAUGAAGAACAAGAUACACCCCACCACCAUCAUCAACGGAUACCGGCUGGCGCUCAGGGAGGCGGUCAAGUACAUGAACGAGAACAUCAGCAUCAAGGUGGACACUUUGGGCAAGGACUCGCUCGUCAACAUCGCGAAGACGUCCAUGUCGAGCAAGAUCAUCGGCUCGGACUCUGACUUCUUCGCCAACAUGGUCGUCGACGCCAUGCAGUCGGUCAAGAGCACCAACAGCAAGAACGAGGUCAAGUACCCAGUCAAGGCCGUCAACAUCCUCAAGGCACACGGCAAGGGCGCCAACGAGUCGGUCCUUGUCAACGGCUACGCACUCAACUGCACCGUCGCCUCGCAGGCCAUGGUGACCCGCGUCACCGACGCCAAGAUCGCCUGCCUGGACAUCAACCUCCAGAAGGAGCGCAUGAAGCUCGGCGUGCACAUCACCAUCGACGACCCGGCGCAGCUCGAGAAGAUCCGCGAGCGGGAGGCCGGCAUCGUGAUCGAGCGCGUGGAGAUGAUCCUCAAGGCUGGUGCCAACGUCGUGCUAACGACCAAGGGCAUCGACGACCUCUGCCUGAAGUACUUCAUCGAGAAGGGCGCCAUGGCGGUGCGACGAUGCAAGAAGGAGGACCUCCGAAGGAUAGCAAAGGCCACGGGCGCCACCCUCGUCGGCACCCUCUCCGACCUGAACGGCGACGAGAAGUUCGAGCCCUCCCUCCUCGGCACCGCCGACGAGGUCGUCCAAGAGCGCAUCUCCGACGACGAGUGCAUCCUCGUCAAGGGCACCAAGGCCUUCUCCUCCGCCUCCAUCAUCCUCCGCGGCCCCAACGACUUCGCCCUCGACGAGAUGGAGCGCUCCGUCCACGACUCCCUCUCCGCCGUCAAGCGCACCCUCGAAUCCGGCCGCGUCGUCCCCGGCGGCGGCGCCGUAGAAACAGCCCUACACAUCUACCUCGAAGAAUGGGCCACCUCUGUCUCCUCCCGCGAACAACUCGCCAUAGCCGCCUUCGCCACCUCCCUCCUCUCCAUCCCCAAAACCCUCGCCAUAAACGCCGCCAAAGACUCCACCGAGCUCGUCGCGCAGCUCCGCUCCCGCCACGCCCUCUCCCAGCGCACGACCUCGGACCCGACGACCCCGGAGAACGCGAAGGCCGUCGCCCGCUCCAAGGGCUACAAGAACUACGGCCUCGACCUCGCCAACGGCAAAGUCCACGACUCCGUCAAGGCGGGCGUGCUCGAGCCCAGCAUGAGCAAGGUCAAGCAGCUCAAGUCGGCGGUCGAGGCGUGCGUCGCGAUUAUGCGUAUUGAUACGCUGAUUAAGUUGGAUCCGGAGGAGAGGGGUGGAGGCGGGGAUGAUGGGCAUGGCCACUAAAAAAGAUCUUGUCUUGAAAUGAAUGAAAAAAAGGGGCAAUGAGAUGAAAUGUCGGAAAUGCACAAUCAUAGACGUUUUUUUCGUGUGCAUGUAUUUGGGAAAUGCACAUUAGAUAAACAGAUACCAUCAUCACGUAGAUAGUAGCCUUGUUUUUUAAUCUUGGUAACUUUCUUCGAACAAAAGAGACAUGAUAUGUU